CCAAAAUCCAUGCUUACUCAAGUGUAUAUCUUUUUUAAUUUCAAGGUCGAAUGGAAUUCUCCCAAGAAUUACAUGAGACCGUCGAUACCAAUCUGAUCAUUUUUCUUUCACUCCCAAAUUCAUUUUCCCUUCACUCCCAAAUUUGAUAUUCCUUCGCUCCCAAAUUUUAUUUUUUGUCUCUAUCUUUUUACCCUUUUGUCUGAAUUUAAAGUGAAUAAACUGUAUUCUUUUUAUUCUUUCUCUUUCUUUCUGUGUAAGCAAUAUGAAAGUACUUGUGACUCGUGAAUUACCAAAACAUACCCAAAACCGACUGGAAAAACAAGACCUGGAACUCAUACAAUGGAAAAAGGAUUGUACUAUUCCUCGAGACACGCUUUUAAAUUGGGUGAAAGGUGUGGAUGCUAUUAUUUGUCUUCUUACAGAUAAGAUUGAUAAGGAAUUACUAGACCAUGCAGGUCCUCAACUUAAAGUGGUGGCAACUGUUUCGAUUGGAUAUGACCAUUGUGACAUUACUGAACUCAGGGCAAGAAAUAUUCAAAUUGGUUAUACUCCCGACUGUUUGACGGAUGCUACCGCUGAUUUGACUUUAUUACUCGUACUUGCUGCUUCCCGAUGCUUUAAAGAGGGAAUCCGUGCUGCAGAAAAUGGAGAGUGGAGAGAAUGGCGACCAAACUGGCUCUUGGGUUCUCAAUUCUCUGGUAAAACAUUGGGUGUUAUUGGAUUGGGUCGUAUUGGGCAAGCUGUGGCAAAACGCUUGAAAGCUUUUGGUAUCACUCGAAUCUUGUAUCAUGGUCGUAGUCAAAAACCUCAAGCUGAAAGUGAACUAGGUGCAGAAUUCAGUUCAUUCGACAAUCUUUUGAAGGAAUCUGAUUAUAUUACUGUAUGUUGUGCAUUGACCCCUGAAACUCAAAAUCUGUUUGACUAUGUUGCCUUUUCCAAAAUGAAAUCAACUGCGGUCUUUGUUAACACAGCUCGUGGUGGAAUAGUUAAACAAGAUGACUUGGUGCGCGCUUUGGAUGAAAAACUAAUUGCUGCCGUUGGAUUAGAUGUUACCACACCAGAACCCUUACCUACCGAUCACAAACUUUAUCAAUUCAACAAUUGUAUCAUCUUGCCUCAUGUAGCAAGUGCAACGGAGGAAACUAGAGAAAAAAUGGCAUCAAUGGCUUUGGAUAAUGUUUUAGCUGCAGUUCAAGGGCAACGUAUACCAUAUGGUGUUUAGAUAGAUUUUGUAUAUUAGUGUAGUUACAGCUCUUCCGUAUAUCAACAAUAUUACUUUAUUUUCUAGCGUAGCAUAUAUAUAUAUACUCUUUAUGAUUCAGACAAUUAAUAAAAAAAAAUCCAGUUUAUUUUGUAUAGACAA
Halteromyces radiatus is the source of this 1363-nucleotide messenger RNA. Its product is annotated as D-isomer specific 2-hydroxyacid dehydrogenase. The record is from RefSeq and is a predicted model, not a curated record. The coding region runs from base 263 to 1222 and encodes 319 amino acids. The transcript has 8 exons. Lineage: Eukaryota; Fungi; Mucoromycota; Mucoromycetes; Mucorales; Cunninghamellaceae. Gene Ontology annotation, molecular function: NAD binding; hydroxypyruvate reductase [NAD(P)H] activity; hydroxypyruvate reductase (NADH) activity. Gene Ontology annotation, cellular component: cytosol.